AUGAUGGCCACCAAGAAGGCCCCCUUCAUCGUGAGGAGCUACAUCGAGAUGGUGCGAAUGGGCUCAAAAGGAGGUUUGACUGGCAUGGUGCGUUGUGAUACAGCUGUUGGAACACCAGAUUAUAUAUCGCCUGAAGUAUUAAAAUCCCAAGGUGGUGAUGGAUACUAUGGACGGGAAUGUGAUUGGUGGUCUGUCGGAGUUUUUCUGUUUGAAAUGCUUGUUGGGGAUACUCCGUUUUAUGCUGAUUCGUUGGUGGGAACGUACAGUAAAAUAAUGGAUCACAAGAACUCCUUGCUUUUCCCAGAAGAUGUAGAAAUUUCAAAGCAGGCAAAGGAUCUUAUCUGUGCUUUUUUAACAGACAGGGAUGUGCGGCUAGGGAGGAGUGGAGUCGAAGAAAUUAAAUCUCACCUAUUCUUUAAGAAUGAUCAAUGGGAUUGGAAUAGCAUUCGAGACACUGCUGCUCCAGUUGUACCUGAAUUGAGUAGCGAUAUAGAUAGCAGCAAUUUUGAUGAUAUUGAAGAUGACAAAGGAGAUGUUGAAACCUUUCCAGUCCCAAAAGCAUUUGUUGGAAACCAACUGCCUUUCAUUGGAUUUACUUACUUUAGAGAGAACCUGUUGCUAAGUGAUUUUCCUGAGCUUGGUAAGAAAGUUGAACCCUGUAAGAACAAUGGGACAAAGAACAAUGAACUUAGGAAAAAUGAGGAUGGUGAAGAGACAUUUUUGCUGCGGAGAAGAUUUUAUACUAAAGAAAAUCUUUCUUUUAUCUAUAAUUCUGUCUCUCCCUCACGCUUGCAUUAUUUAUUCUACAGAGCUAUUAAUAAUCGUCUAGAGAAAAUAAUGAAGGAAUUGGAUGAGGAGACAUCUUCAAGGAAACAUCUAGAAUCUUCUUUCAGACAGCUGGAAAGGGAAAAGGCUCUUCUCCAGCAUAAGAAUGCAGAAUACCAGCGGAAAGCAGAGCACGAAGCAGAUCGAAAACGCAAUCUAGAAAACGAUGUGAACAGUUUAAAGGAUCAACUCGAGGAUAUGAAAAAGAGGAAUCAAAACUCCCAAAUAUCAAAUGAAAAAAUUACUCAGCUACAAAGACAGCUGGAUGAAGCCAAUGUCUUGCUGCGCACAGAGUCGGAUACAGCCGCCAGGUUGAGAAAGAACCAGACGGAAAGUACGAAGCAAAUUCAGCAGCUAGAAGCUAACAACAGAGAGCUGCAGGAUAAAAACUGUGCCUUAGAGAAUACGAAGCUUCGACUGGAGAAGGAAUUUUUGAAUCUGCAGUCAGCUCUGGAAUCUGAAAGAAGAGAGCAGAAUCAUGGGUCAGAAAUUAUCCAUGAUCUACAGGGUCGAGUUCUUAAUUUGGAAGAAGAAGUAAAAAAUGGGAAGAAUACAUUAGCUAAAAUGGAGGCAGAGAAAAGACAAUUACAGGACAAAUUGACGGAUCUGGAAAAGUAAGUCUGAAGCUAUGAAAGAAAUGGAAAAGAAACUUUCAGAAGAAAGAAUUACAAAGCAAAAAGUGGAAAACUGUUUACUGGAGGUUGAAAAGCAGUGUUCUAUAUUGGACUGCGAUCUGAAGCAAUCCCAGCAUAAAAUAAAUGAGUUGCUUAAGCAGAAAGAUAAACUAAGUGAAGAUGUGGAAAACCUGACACUGAAAAUUGAACAAGAGACGCAGAAGCGCUGCCUCAUCCAGAAUGAUUUCAAAAUGCAAAGCCAGCAGUUGAAUGCGCUAAAGGUGUCAGAGAAGCAGAUAAAACAAGAGAAUAACCAUCUUCUUGAAAUUAAACUAAGCCUAGAGAAGCAGAAUAACGAGCUACGGAACAAAUAGCAGAAGAGAGCCAGAUACGAAUCGAACUGCAGAUGGCUCUGGACAGCAAAGAUAGCGACAUAGAGCAGCUUCGGUGUCAGCUCCAAACAAUACAUAUUGGCCUAGACAACAGCAGCAUAUGUGGCCCCGGUGACGUAGAAACGGAUGAUAGCUUCCCUGAGUCACGACUUGAAGGAUGGCUAUCAUUGCCUGCUAGAAACAACACAAAGAAAUUUGGUUGGGUAAAAAAGUUUAUAAUAGUCAGCAGCAAGAAGAUACUGUUCUAUCAUAAUGAACAAGAUAAGGAACAAUCCAAUCCAUAUAUGGUACUGGACAUAGACAAACUGUUCCAUGUUCGACCUGUCACACAAACGGACGUGUACAGAGCAGAUUCUAAAGAUAUUCCCAGGAUUUUCCAGGUAUCCCUAUUUAAGAACUUUUUGAACUAUGAUAUUUCAACUGCAAAGAAUCUAUUACUAUUAGCUAAUUCUACAGAAGAUCAGCAAAAAUGGGUGAACCGCUUAGGAAAAAGAAUUCCUAAAAAGCCUCCAGCACCAGAUCCUUUUGCCCGAUCUUCACCCAGAACUUCCAUGAAGGUCCAGCCGAGCCAGUCUCUCAGGCGGCCAAGCAAACAGCUUCCACCAAAUAAAAAAGAAAGCUUUCCCCCAAGCUAACCGCCUUCUGGGAAUGCAUGUUUUCGAGGUGAUCUUCAUCCCUCUGAAAUAAGACUGAAACAUCGUACCUUGAGUUAUGACUGCCGCUGACAUCAGGCAGCCCAAGAGUCAUGGUAAGCAGAAGGAGGCCCAGGAAAGGAAUGGGGGAUAUGCUGCAGGGGGGGGACGCCCGGCGCAGGAGUCAGGUGGGUAGGGGGUGGGGGUGGAGUGCAUGUGAUCAGAGGAAGGCCGUGAAAAGGGGCGCAGGCUGCAUGCAAUCACAGGGAGGCUAAGGAAAGGUGCACCCUGCACCCAUUUUCUAAGGCCUCCCUGAGUUUGUACAUGUGCACCCACGUGCACCGCCUCCCUGUGCCCCGUUUCCCUGUUUCCUUCCCUGUGAUUGCAUAUACUUCCACCCUUGUUCCCGGGCCUUCUGAGCGUGCACCCCACAGAGCACCCCACCCCCAACUCACAUGUGGCCCUACUCUGGGUUACUCAGGGCUUCCACCCCACAGCACCCCUGUGCGCCUUACCUGGGGCUGCCUCUGCUUCCCACUUACUGCGUUUUGGGCUAUCUACUACUAGGGACAAGCAGGACUUAGCGAUUAUGGUCAUCGCCAAGCAAUCAGGUGGCAUCGUGCUUUUAUCACGUCUCACAACUCCCCUCCCAGCUGCAGUCGUAACUCAACGAGUACUUGCAUUACAAAGAUUCUCUUGUGUCCACCAAAUAUGAA
This is a messenger RNA of Thamnophis sirtalis, 3179 nucleotides long. NCBI's taxonomy places the organism in Eukaryota, Metazoa, Chordata, Lepidosauria, Squamata, Natricidae. The record is from RefSeq and is a predicted model, not a curated record.